UUUAUCAUUUCACUGUUCUACACCUUAGCACAUAUACACGUAUCCCCCUUCACAGAACUUUCCUAAAUCCCUUCCAUUUCUCCGUUCCACCUUCGGAUUCCUUACAAUUCUGAUCGACCAUGCUCUCAAUUGAGUCAUGGAAUUCGGAUACUCACUCUCAAUGUAUCCAAUUCUACCAAAAUCUUGGCCCCAAACAAAAAAAGAGAAAGAAGAAAAAGAAAUGCUAUUUGUUAUACAGUUAUACUCCAUCUUCCGUUUCAAACCCUGGCGCGCGCGAGCUAGUUUUCUGUGUUACAUAUAGCGGUGUAGAUUAGAAAGCAAGUCAGGUGUCAAUUCCUCACCAAUGCUUUCCCAAUUUUCACUUUCUGUUGAGUCGUCAUUUUCCAUUACUCUCUUUUCAAAAUGUUGAACAAGAACUGGGCUUUAAUGGCGGUUUUCUCAUUCUUGGUUGCGGCAUCGUGACAACAAUGGCAGCGCAAACAGAAUCUGUGCCUGGUAAUGUGUCUGAAUUUCGUACGCCCCUUCGAUAUGAUUAUUAUGAGGAGAAAUGUGGGAAUGUUGAGAACAUUGUGAGGAGAAUGAUGCUGAGAAUCGUUCAGCUGCAACACAACGCCCCAGCACAACUCUUGCGCCUUCUUUUCCAUGAUUGUUUAUUUGGGGUUGUGAUGCAUCUGUUCUGCUAGCUGACAGUAAUAGCGAGAAUGGGACUGUUGAACGUGACGCCAUCCCAAAUAGGACAUUGAAAGGCUUUGAUUUCAUUGAUAUGAUAAAAGAUGAGAUUGAGGAGGCAUGCCCUGGGGUUGUUUCUUGUUCUGAUAUCCUUGUCCAUCCUUGUCCUUGCAACAAGAGAUGGCAUCGUUCUGGCCGGUGGUCUAUAUUAUCCUGUGCUUACGGGCAGAAGGGACAGUAAGGAGUCAUUCUUUGAUGAGGCAAUGGCUGAAAUUCCACGACCAAACGGGAAUAUCACUGAAACACUUAGGCUGUUUUCGCUAAGAGGAUUGAUGAGAGGGAAACGGUGGCACUACUUGGAGGACAUAACAUCGGGAAGAUUGGUUGUGAAUUCAUUCGGCCAAGGCUCAGUAAUUUCAUGGGGACAGGUUUACCUGAUCCAACGAUUCCUUCUGAUUUUCUUGAAGAGUUGAUGCAGAAGUGUCCAGACGAUAACAACACCAUCAACAAUAUGUUCAACGAACAUACAGCGAGGGGUCUGAGUGGGUCUGCUAUAUCAUACUCCGAGGGACUGUCAGCGGUUUCGUCGUUUGGAACUUCAUUUGAUAAUCACUAUUACAAGACUCUGACAAGAGGACGAGGGCUGCUGUUUGCUGAUCAACAGUUGAUGGCUAAUGAAAAGACGGCAGCGGUGGUGAUGGAUUAUGCUUUGGAUGAGAGGGCUAUAUUUAGGACUGAGUUUGCUCAUGCCAUGGAUAAAUUGUCAAAUAUUGGCGUUCUUACUGGAUUCCAAGGAGAAGUUCGGCACAGUUGCUCCUGCUCCCAUCUCAAUUCUGAUCAACGAGAACUAUCGGUAGGAGUAGCCUAGUUAUUCAUGACUUUUCCUAGUGCGUGAUUUAGGGAAAACUUGCCCGGCAUAUCUGUGAGUGAAUUGUUUCCUUUGUAUGCUAAUGAUCUAGUUACAAUGACUAACUGAUUGAACAAAGUUUGCCA
Messenger RNA from Nicotiana tabacum (common tobacco), 1662 nucleotides. NCBI's taxonomy places the organism in Eukaryota, Viridiplantae, Streptophyta, Magnoliopsida, Solanales, Solanaceae. The record is from RefSeq and is a predicted model, not a curated record.